AUGACAUUCAACUUUGGCACCUCUCAGGGAGGCUUUCUUUUCGGCAAUCAACAAACGACAAGUGCCACCGGCGGUUUCUCACUGCAGAGUACUCAGGGUAUCGCGUCAUCUAACAGCCUGGGUGGGUUGAAACCUCAGACCUCUGGAGGUUUUGCGUUUGGAACUGAUUUUAAUUUCGGAGCAGCUAGCAGUAGUCAAGGGAAUAGCCUCUUGGCACCACCGGCGGGAAACAUAGGAUUGAAAACAAACUUUGGCUGGAACACGGCAAGUACCUCUUCCUCGCAACCAAUAUUCGGAGGCCAAAGUACGCAAACCGGCUUGACCGAUGAAAAUUUUCGUAGUGGACAAUUCAACAUCACCAACAUCACAAAGGCGACUAGAUUUUCCGAUCUUCCUCAAGAAUAUCAAAAAUCCCUUGCAGAGUUGGACAAUCACAUACAACAGCAGAAACGAAUGAUGACAUCAAUUGGGUCAAUGAACCUGCCGAACGUUAAGCAGCAAAUACAAGAUGUCUUCAACGAAUCACGAAUAUUGUUUCAGAAAUUGGCUCACCUGACAAAUGAUCUGCAAAGCGGCCAACUUUACAUAGGCAAGUUGCUGACAGAGUUGGAUAAACACAUAGGACUCGUGGAUAAUGCUCGUCGAUUUUACGAUGCUGCAUCCCAAGGGCAAAGCAAUGCUGUGAUACAAAUUGGCGAUAAUGUGUUCUCAAAAUAUUAUUAUGACCUUAUUGUCUUGUUCGAGGAUCGAUUGCAACAAUACGAGUCGAUUAUCGAUGAACUGGAACGUCAUUUCUAUUGGAUAUAUCAAAAUCCAGAGAGAAAUGAUGGUAAAGAAUUAUUUGCGUUCUUCAUUGACCUUACUGCACUCACCGAAGCCAUGCGCAACCAGCACGACAGCUUCAUGGCGAUAACGGGGAAGGUUGCAUUGUUGCACGAAAAUGUGGAAAAAUUACGCAAUCAAUACCUUAAUUACCGACGUGCUAAACUCCUCGAUAACAGCAAUCCAUUUCUCGGGCAAGGUCCUCAGAGGACGGAUGCCGUUCCCGUAUUGUCUAUCGUCGAAUCCAUGUCACCAAGGGAGCUGGCACAAACUAUUUCGAGGAAGCCGCCAACAAGUCAAUUUCAAGCAACCAUUCCAUUUGUCAAACGGUAA
Acaulospora colombiana is the source of this 1155-nucleotide messenger RNA. NCBI's taxonomy places the organism in Eukaryota, Fungi, Glomeromycota, Glomeromycetes, Diversisporales, Acaulosporaceae. The record is from the annotation of a GenBank genome assembly.